Abrus precatorius (Indian licorice) is the source of this 891-nucleotide messenger RNA. Its product is annotated as protein ELF4-LIKE 3-like. Bases 316 to 660 code for a protein of 114 amino acids. Lineage: Eukaryota; Viridiplantae; Streptophyta; Magnoliopsida; Fabales; Fabaceae. The transcript is spliced from 2 exons. Gene Ontology annotation, biological process: positive regulation of circadian rhythm; entrainment of circadian clock. The record is from RefSeq and is a predicted model, not a curated record.
AAUGUGAAUUUGGUUAUCUCGUCCUUUUUUUUUAUUUAUUCUCUUUUGUGGCUCUUACAUUGAUUUUAUCCAUGCUUUUCUUGUUUCGCUGCUGUUUCCUUCUUCUGCGCUCAUCUUUUUCUUCAUCGAAUAAAAUAUUCUCAGAAGAUCUCUACAAUUUAAUGGGUUGGAGAUGCGUUGGAACUCGGAAUCGUCAAACCCAUUUUUUUGCUUUUUAAUUUUUUGUCAUACCCAAUUUCUGUUGCUAGAUAUUAUGCUGCUGCAAGUUUUUCAAGGCUUGUAGUUUUGACUCGAAUUAGCUUGACUCAAAAUAGAAUGGAAGGAGACACAUUCUCUGGUCUUGGCAAUGGUACCAACAUUGAUACCAAGAUCUUGCAUACAUUUCAGAAGAGCUUUGUUCAAGUCCAGAACAUCUUGGAUCAGAAUAGGUUACUCAUCAAUGAGAUAAACCAGAAUCAUGAGUCCAAGGUUCCUGACAACCUUAGCAGGAAUGUGGGCCUUAUUAGGGAGCUCAACAACAAUAUCAGAAGAGUGGUUGACUUAUAUGCAGAUCUUUCAAGUUCCUUUACCAAAUCCAUGGAAGUUACUUCUGAAGGGGACUCCAAUGGUGCUGUGAAUUCAGAUGGGAAAGGUGUCCACAAGAGACACAGGCCUACAUAGAGUGUGUUGCCUUGUGAUUCUUUUGCUUGUUGAAGUACUACUUCACAAUUGUGUUGAGGGUUAGAACACGAGAUAUGAUUUUGUAGCUGAAAAAGCUCUAUUUUUUGUAUUACAAGACUUUCUCUAGCUGUUCAUCACUUACUCUUCAUAUCUAAAGUGAAAAUUCCUCUCAUUGUAGCCUUGUAAUUUUGGAUCUAACAGAAAUCAAGCAUGUCUGUGCGACUAAUUCAA